AUGAAGAUCAGCCCGGGAGCUGAUGUCCAAAACGGGACCACCACCACAUACGAGCACAAGGAGGGAUCGCCCACCGAGUCUCAGAACCUGUCAGAUGGAGACAUGUUCGGAGAAGAUGUAGCAUACGGGCCGAACGGCAUUCGUGGGCUCCUCGGAAACUCAUAUGUCUUCGGGGCCGCGUUUCUUGCCUCGCUUGGAGGCUUCUCCUUCGGCUAUGACCAGGGCGUUAUCUCCAUUAUCAACGUCAUGGAUCAGUUCCACAAUACUUUCCCACAGACUAAGACUGCCUUUGGUACUAGUUUUAUGACUGCCAUGUUGCUGUUCGGUGCUUUCGUGGGCUGCAUCUUCAUGCCGUACGUGGCCGACAAGAUCUCGCGGAAGCGGGCUCUGACUCUGGUCGUGGUCAUCUUCGAUAUCGGCGCUAUUAUCCAAACCUCAGCUCAUAACUAUGGCACUCUUGUGGCUGGAAGGGCCAUUGGUGGUAUUGGAGUUGGUACACUUGCAAUGGGUGCUCCACUAUACAUCUCUGAGAUCGCCCCACCGAAUCUGCGAGGGACACUGCUCGUUCUAGAGUCUAUCUCUAUCGUAUCAGGUGUUGUCAUUUCUUUCUGGAUUACCUACGGCACCAAAGAUAUCGCCAGCGAAGUUUCCUUCAGGCUUCCUCUCGGAUUGCAGAUGGUUUGCGCCACGAUCCUCGGUGUUGGCAUUCAGUUCUUCCCUUACUCACCUCGAUGGCUAACUCUCGUUGGCCGUAACGAGGAGUGCCUUACGAGUCUGUGCAAGCUGCGCGGUCUGCCGCCCUCUGACGCUCGUGUGCAAAAGGAGUACAGGGGCAUCGUUACCGAGAUCGAGUUUAACAAGAUGGCACUUGCGAAGAAGCAUCCCGGAGCUGGGAGCUUCAAGCUGGAGGCCCUCUCGUGGCUUGAUCUGUUUGACCGGAAGAUGCUGCGCAGAACCGCUGUUGGGUGCGGAGUCUGCUUCUUCCAACAAUUCUCUGGUAUAAACGCCUUCAUCUACUACGCUCCUACACUCUUUCGCUCCAUUGGACAGUCUGAUGAGAUGUCCCUUAUCCUGUCGGGUGUCUUUAAUAUCCUUCAGCUGGUUGCUGUUGCUAUCUGCUUUGUUAUUAUCGACAAGUUGGGACGAAGGCCGUUAGCCAUUAUCGGUGGUUUCGGGUCCUGCGCCUGCUAUAUCAUCAUUGCUGCUUUGGCCGGUGUUUACGAAAAGGACUGGCAAGCAAACACGGCCGCGGGUUGGGCAUGCGUCGCCAUGGCCUUCUGUUUCAUCAUGGUUUAUGGUGUUUCCUAUUCUCCGCUUGGCUGGAGUUUGCCCGCUGAGGUAUUCCCCAACUCUAUGCGUGCGAAGGGUGUCGCUCUGGCUACCUGCGUCAACUGGCUGUCCAACUUUAUCAUUGGCAUUGCCGUUCCUCCAAUGCUCGAGAAUAUUCAGUUUGGGACCUAUGUAUUCUUUGCCUGUUUCUGCGGACUGGCUGGCAUAUGGGCGGUGCUUCUUGUCCCGGAGACUAAGGGCAAGACUCUCGAGGAGAUUGAUGUCUUGUUCGGGGACACCAGCACGAGGGAAGAGAUGGAGGUUAUGAAGGUGGCUGCCUCUGCGGCUGACCAGGUUGCUGCCGAGCAGCAUGUAUAA
Messenger RNA from Diaporthe amygdali, 1647 nucleotides. RefSeq names its product general substrate transporter. Gene Ontology annotation, cellular component: membrane. The transcript is spliced from 2 exons. Gene Ontology annotation, biological process: carbohydrate transport; transmembrane transport. Gene Ontology annotation, molecular function: carbohydrate:proton symporter activity. Lineage: Eukaryota; Fungi; Ascomycota; Sordariomycetes; Diaporthales; Diaporthaceae. Bases 1 to 1647 code for a protein of 548 amino acids. The record is from RefSeq and is a predicted model, not a curated record.